GGCGGCGCCCAUCGGCGUCCACCUGCUCGUCCGCGGAGAAAUCUGUCCCUGUGGGUGUUCACUUGGAUUCUGAAAAUGGAGCUGGGAUGUUAAAGUGGUUUCUGAAUAAAUAAUGAAACAUGUGUUCAAAGUCUGCAACUCUUCCUUCUCCUUAACCACAUCCUAGAUAACCCGCCAAUGCUGAAAGGUUGCUGUAGGCCGAUACUCCUCCAACUUGUGUGUGCAUCAGAAUCGCCCUGAGGGCUUUUAAAGCACAGAUCGCUGGCCUCAUCCCAGAGUCUCUGAAUCAGCAGCAGCCCAGGAAUUUGCAUCUUUUUCUAUACCAUGCUGAUCCUGCUGUUCUGGGUACCACAUAUGGAGAACCAGUGCUCUAGAUGGAGAGUCUGCAACUUCUGUAAAGGGCCAGGUUGUCAUAGAAUUUUCUCUUCACCACUCAAUCAUAUCUACUUGCACAAGCAGUCAAGCAGUCAACAAAGAAGAAAUUUCUUUUUCUGGAGACAAAGAGAUAUUUCACACAGUGUAGUUUUGCCGGCUACAGUUUCUUCAGCUCAUCCAGUCCCUAAGCACAUAAAGAAGCCAGACUAUGUGACGACAGGCAUUGUACCCGACUGGGGAGACAGCAUAGAAGUUAAGAAUGAAGAUCAGAUUCAAGGGCUUCGUCAAGCUUGUCAGCUGGCCCGUCAUGUCCUCCUCCUGGCUGGGAAGAGUUUAAAGGUUGACAUGACAACUGAAGAGAUAGAUGCUCUUGUUCAUCGGGAAAUCAUCAGUCAUGAUGCCUAUCCCUCACCUCUAGGCUAUGGAGGUUUCCCAAAAUCUAUUUGUACCUCUGUAAACAACGUGCUAUGUCAUGGUAUCCCUGACAGUCGACCUCUUCAGGAUGGAGAUAUUAUCAACAUUGAUGUCACGGUCUAUUACAAUGGCUACCAUGGAGACACCUCAGAAACCUUUUUGGUGGGCAAUGUGGACGAAUGUGGUAAAAAGUUAGUGGCUGUUGCCAGGAGGUGUAGAGAUGAAGCGAUUGCAGCUUGCAGAGCAGGGGCUCCCUUCUCUGUAAUUGGAAACACAAUCAGCCACAUAACUCAUCAGAAUGGUUUGCAAGUCUGUCCACAUUUUGUGGGACAUGGGAUAGGAUCUUACUUUCAUGGACAUCCAGAAAUUUGGCACCAUGCAAAUGACAACGAUCUACUCAUGGAAGAGGGAAUGGCCUUCACCAUAGAGCCAAUCAUAACCGAGGGGUCCCCUGAAUUUAAAGUUCUGGAGGACUCAUGGACUGUGGUCUCCCUGGACAAUCAAAGGUCCGCCCAGUUCGAGCACACAGUUGUCAUCACGUCGGGGGGUGCUCAGAUCCUGACCAAACUGCCCCAUGAGGCCUGAGGAAGGGCCCCAACGUCGCAGAGGCUGGGCCCCUCUUCCCCUAAAUUGCUGAAAUCCAGCUGGAGAACUUUUAGAAGAAACGUGUGGACGGCAGGUUGUGCAGCAGCCAACCUAGUACCUAGAAGGGUCUUGGAAAACUCGGUGGGGAUCAGAGGCGUUUGAAAGCUCAGAUCCGAAGCCCUGCCCGGCUACAGAAACUGAUCUUGGCGCCGGGCUCGGCUUCCCAGCUCCGGACACAUUUCCGGAGGGGUAUGGGGACGCCCUCCUUUGGAAGAUGUGGGGUUGCUAGCGGUGCAUGUUUUUCUCUUUCCCUUGCUUUGACAAUGCCCAAGUAAAAAUCUCUCACCUCCUAAA
Artibeus jamaicensis (Jamaican fruit-eating bat) is the source of this 1728-nucleotide messenger RNA. It is a transcript of the gene METAP1D, whose product is annotated as methionyl aminopeptidase type 1D, mitochondrial. The record is from RefSeq and is a predicted model, not a curated record. Gene Ontology annotation, molecular function: metalloaminopeptidase activity. Gene Ontology annotation, biological process: proteolysis. NCBI's taxonomy places the organism in Eukaryota, Metazoa, Chordata, Mammalia, Chiroptera, Phyllostomidae. The transcript is spliced from 12 exons. Bases 325 to 1374 code for a protein of 349 amino acids.